Messenger RNA from Gossypium arboreum, 1480 nucleotides. RefSeq names its product transcription factor VOZ1. Gene Ontology annotation, biological process: positive regulation of long-day photoperiodism, flowering; regulation of DNA-templated transcription. The record is from RefSeq and is a predicted model, not a curated record. Lineage: Eukaryota; Viridiplantae; Streptophyta; Magnoliopsida; Malvales; Malvaceae. The annotation marks the transcript as partial. The transcript has 3 exons.
UCCUCUGAUGAUUUACAAGGUGGGAGUCUUGGUUCAUUUUCAUCGGACAUUUGUCGCCUGUUGCAGCUUUGCGAGGAGGAAGAUGAUGCAACUAGCAUAUUAGUUGUGCCAAAGCCUGAGCCUAAUGAUCAAAGCCCGCAAGUAGGAGAUAUUGCUGCCUCCCAAGAGCGUUACGCUGUGAAUCAAGGGCAACAUGAGUGUGGCUUUCCAUUAGUUGAUCAAUGCAAAGAGUCACCUUCACAAGUGUGUACCAUGUCAAUUAACAGCUUGGAAGGGGCAAUUUAAUCGGAGUACCAUUAGUUUGAUUUGGAUCAGGAUUUUGAGCAUUUCUACACUGGUUAUAACGAUACAGAGUUCUAUAGGGAGGAUGAUGCCAUGCCUCGUACUUAUAGCUAUCUACCAAGUAAAUGCCCAUCGCCAUCCGCAUUCUUAGGUCCAAAGUGUGCACUUUGGGAUUGUCCAAGACCUACUCAAAGGUUGGGUGGGUGUCUGGACUAUUGUAGUAGCUUUCAUGCUGCUUUAGCAAUGAAUGAAGGGCCUCCUGGAAUGGGCCCGGUUCUACGACCUGGUGGCAUUGGUCUCAAGGAUGGUCUGCUCUUUGCUGCUCUCAGUGCUAAGACACAAGGGAAAGAUGCGGGUAUACCAGAAUGUCAAGGAGCUGCUACUGCAAAGUCUCUAUGGAAUGCUCCUGAGCUCUUUGACCUUUUGGUUCUUGAUGGUGAAUUAAUUAGGGAGUGGCUCUUUUUCGAUAAGCCUCGAAGAGCAUUUGAAAGUGGGAACAGAAAGCAGAGGUCUUUGCCGGAUUACAAUGGGCGUGGCUGGCACGAGUCGAGAAAGCAAGUCAUGAAUGAAUUCGGAGGAUUGAAGAGAUCAUACUAUAUGGAUCCACAACCACUUAACCAUUUUGAGUGGCACCUUUACGAAUACGAGAUCAAUAAAUGUGAUGCUUGUGCCUUGUAUCGGUUGGAAUUGAAGCUUGUUGAUGGAAAGAAAAGUGCAAAGGGAAAACCAGUGAAUGAUACAGUUUCCUAUCAGCAUAAACAUAUGGGAAGGCUCACUGACGGGUUCUCUUCUGAAAAGAAGUGUUGUUUCAAAGGAAGGACAAAGGUUAAUGCUAAGAUUGGUGUUGGGAAUUUUUUUCCCACUGUAAAUGCAGUGGUACCAAUGAGUGAGAAGUUCGAGUACGGCCUGAGUGUGCAGUAUAACUAUGUGGGCAGCUAUUAUCUAACAUAAUAUAAAGAAUGCGGAUUUGUAUACGUCUGUUGAAGCAUUUACAGUCAUAGAAGGGAUGGAGAUUAUGCAUUUUUAGUAGUCUCUUUUUCUAGUUGAUUAUCAGAAAACCAAAUUAUGCACUUAUUUUUGGUGACCGUAAAUUUGUACAGUUAAUUUGCACUUCAAAACAAGUAGCCCGUAGAUCAUCUCUCACAUGCCAUAUUAGACAAUCCAACCUUUGGAAGAAGUUUACUAGCAGCAGAAAUAA